AUGGGAGCGGCAUUAACAAGAGCAGCUCAAUGGACUUCUACUGGAUUUGGAACUUGGACCUUAGAAUUUACCCCUUUAAACGUGGCUAUUCUAACGGACAUUGCCAAGUUUGUAGAGUCUUUCAGUGUUAAACAUCCCCAGGAAGCAUCCUUUGUUUUCCAAGAGCCACUUCAAUGGAAGACAACCCUGGAUCCUUCAGCAUUUGAGUCAAGUUACACUGUCAGUGGAACAACAAUCCAAUCACAAGAAACUUCCCAAGAUGGGCAGCCACUGCUGCUUUUGACUGUACCUGAUAUUAAAGUCAGGAGCUUUGGUCAACUGUCGCGCCUGUUACAUCUUGCCAAGGAUAAAAAACUGAAAGAAACACAAUUAUGCCUUGAAGUUAAUAGAGACCCUAUAGUGAAAAUUUUGGGCCCAGGAUAUGGCACAGUGGAAAGAGGAAAAGAGGUUAUGUCUACAGUACAUUUCUUAGAUGAAAUGAAAAAAGAUGAAGAUCCUGAAUGUAAUAUUAAAAUGGAAAUUUCACUUCUGCUGCAACAACUGGACAUGUACCUGCUCAAUAAUUCUCUGAAUCAUAUCUCUUUGGAAAUACAUUUAAAUCCAUCCCCCAUUAAGGAUGAUGUAGAUCUGCUCAAGCGUUUCUCAGGAAAAGGAGAUCAAACAAUUUUGGAAUAUAUCGACUACACAUCAGACUUUGAAUUUGCAAAUGGGUGUCGGGCCCCACCUUGGAGACAGACUUAUGGGGAAAUUUGUUACUUGAUCGUGAAACCACAUGACUGCGAUAGAAUGUGGCUGACUUGUAGCACAGCAGGAAUUUUUAUAAAUGGUGGUUUGAAAAAGGAAGCAGAGGAAAUUGACUAUGAGAGGCAGAGCGACAUAUAUAAAGAUCUGGUCUCAUUUUUACGAGAAAGAUCACCAACAUUUUCAAGAAAUUUGUCAAAACAGGAUAUUUCAUUUCUUGAAGACAAAAAAAAGGAAAAGAAGAAAGUUACCUAUGAACCUGAAAUAGAAGUAGCACCAAAUGUUUCAAAAAUGUCUAUGCCUUUAGAAAAGACUCCAUCGGAAAAAAAACGCGCAGCUAGGAAACUAGAACCCAGUUUAAAAUGGACAAGCAGCAUUUCUACGUCAGACAAAAAAGAUGCAACAAAAGAAUCCCAGGAUGAGAAGUCAAUCCCAUCAUCUUCAGAUAAAAUAAAAUCAUCAUCUCCUUCAACUUCACCUGGAAAAGCUCAGUCUCCAAGACGUAAAAGUUCGGUUAAGAUAGAGGACUUGAUUAGUGAAAGUUCCUCAGAAAGUGAGGAGGAUGAAGAGCAGCCUGGUCAUGGUCAGGAAGGACAAACAGAUUUACCCUCUGAAUACUGGCAAAUUCAGAAACUUGUAAAGUACUUAAAGGGAGGAAAUCAGACAGCUACAGUAAUUGCAUUAUGUUCAAUGAGAGAUUUCAACUUGGCCCAAGAAACCUGUCAGCUGGCUAUUAGAGAUGUUGGGGGUUUGGAAGUCCUAAUCAAUUUGCUUGAUACAGAUGAAAUCAAAUGUAAGGUCGAGCUGUUGGACUAUGCCCAAAGCACCCCAGACCACUCUCACCGCUCUUUUCAUUAUGAGACCAAGGAUGUAGAAGUGGCCCGAUGUGGGGCUUUGGCACUGUGGAGCUGCAGUAAGAGCCAUGCAAACAAAGAGGCGAUCCGGAAAGCAGGGGGCAUCCCUCUCUUGGCUCGCUUGCUGAAAUCUUCUCAUGAGGACAUGUUAAUUCCUGUUGUAGGGACUUUGCAAGAAUGUGCGUCAGAGGAAAACUACCGUGCAGCCAUCAAAGCAGAGCGGAUUAUUGAAAAUCUGGUGAAGAACCUAAAUAGUGAAAAUGAAGUUCUUCAGGAGCAUUGUGCCAUGGCCAUCUAUCAGUGUGCUGAAGAUGAGGAAACUCGGGACCUGGUUAGGCUCCAUGGCGGCCUUAAGCCACUUGCAGCUCUGCUUAAUAACACAGACAAUAAACAACGUCUAGCCGCAGUCACGGGAGCCAUAUGGAAAUGUUCAAUCAGCAAAGAGAAUGUGACAAAAUUUCGAGAAUACAAGGCGAUUGAAACACUGGUAGGACUUUUAACUGAUCAGCCUGAAGAAGUGCUUGUGAAUGUAGUUGGAGCUUUGGGAGAAUGUUGUCAAGAACAGGAAAACCGAUAUAUUAUCCGGAGAUGUGGUGGCAUUCAGCCACUUGUUAAUUUGCUUGUUGGAACAAACCAGGCUCUCCUUGUGAAUGUUACAAAAGCAGUGGGUGCUUGUGCAUCGGAACCGGAAAGCAUGGUGAUAAUUGAUCGCUUAGAUGGAGUCCGCUUGUUAUGGUCCUUGCUGAAAAAUCCUCAUCCAGAUGUUAAGGCCAGUGCUGCUUGGGCUCUCUGUCCCUGCAUUGAAAAUGCAAAGGAUGCUGGAGAAAUGGUUCGUUCCUUUGUUGGUGGCCUGGAGCUUGUUGUCAAUUUACUGAAAUCAGAAAACAAAGAAGUCCUGGCGAGCGUAUGUGCUGCAAUCACCAAGAUAGCAAAGGAUCAAGAAAAUUUAGCAGUUAUAACAGAUCAUGGUGUUGUCCCUUUGUUGUCCAAACUUGCAAAUACAAAUAAUGAUAAACUGAGGCGGCACCUCGCCGAAGCAAUUUCUCGCUGCUGCAUGUGGGGCAGAAAUAGAAUCGCCUUCGGAGAACACAAAGCCGUGGCCCCUCUAGUGAGGUACCUGAGAUCCAAAGACACCAAUGUCCACCGAGCCACUGCCCAGGCACUGUACCAGCUCUCAGAAGAUGCCAACAAUUGUAUCACUAUGCACGAAAAUGGAGCGGUAAAGCUUUUACUGGAUAUGGUUGGCUCUCCUGAUGAAGUCCUGCAAGAAGCUGCAGCUGGUUGUAUUGCAAACAUCCGUAGGCUGGCUCUAGCAACAGAGAAGGCAAAAUAUAGUUGAAGUCUGAACAGAUUUUACUAGGUACUAAAUUUUAUGUGACACUGAACAUGUGAUUUCAUGGCCAGGCAGCAUAAAUAGGGAGGCAUUUAUUAGCAAUCCCUUUUUAAAAAGAAGAAGAAAAGAGGGGGGAAAAAGGCAAAUGCCUAAAUGAAAACACACAAAUUAAAGAAGGAAAGGAUGCUUUUUAAGCUAAAAAGGGCACGCAUCCUUUUAGUCAACUUAGUGUGUUGCAGGAUGCCAGUAACAUAAACCCAUCCCUAUUAAAAUCUAUGACGAUUUCCCCUGAAAAUAACCCCAAUUUUUCUAAAAUAUUCAUGUCAGUGAUGCUUUUAUAUGUCUGUGAUUUUAGUAAAGAUGUGGCCUGCAUUUCAUGCAGCU
Molecule: messenger RNA, 3312 nt
Organism: Gracilinanus agilis (Agile Gracile Mouse Opossum)
Lineage: Eukaryota; Metazoa; Chordata; Mammalia; Didelphimorphia; Didelphidae
Gene: ODAD2
Product: outer dynein arm docking complex subunit 2
Exons: 18
Coding region: 1-2934 (977 amino acids)
Molecular function (GO): protein binding
Source: RefSeq, a predicted model, not a curated record